Messenger RNA from Prorocentrum cordatum, 377 nucleotides. The record is from the annotation of a GenBank genome assembly. Lineage: Eukaryota; Dinophyceae; Prorocentrales; Prorocentraceae.
GAGGAACCAGUCCCAGGGAAUGAGUCCAAAAUCCUGGGAGUCGAAACAACGAAGACCACAACGUCAGGGGUUGGGACAUGACGCUGCAUGGUUGGACCACCCUCCUCGGAGAGAGGCGCUCGAGUUCGCGGCCGUCCAGCUGAGGGCGUGCCCGGAGAUUGUGCUCGCGGCCGUGCGGCGGAGCCCGGGCGCCCUCCGCUUCGCCGCGCCAGAGCUCAGGGGCGACCCGGCGGUGGUCCUCGCGGCCGCCGAGCGGGGCUGGUUCUCGCCGGGCUGGGCUUCCCUGCUCUCCGCCCCGGGCCUGUGCGGCGACCGCGCGGUGGCGCUGGCGGCGGUGGCCCAGGAUCGCCGACGCCGUCGCCGCCAGAGCUGCGCUU